This is a messenger RNA of Saccostrea echinata, 1722 nucleotides long. Its product is annotated as GTPase IMAP family member 4-like. Bases 1 to 1722 code for a protein of 573 amino acids. The transcript is spliced from 4 exons. Gene Ontology annotation, molecular function: GTP binding. Lineage: Eukaryota; Metazoa; Mollusca; Bivalvia; Ostreida; Ostreidae. The record is from RefSeq and is a predicted model, not a curated record.
AUGAAAACAAGACGGCCUGCCACGCCUAAUUUCGACUGCAGACCACAGAGUAAGGAGACUGGAGUUUGCAAGAGAUCAUGGAAAUUUGCAAAUCUGUCACUUGAGAUCCGUACUCUUUACAGACAAUCCAAAUUCUGUGUGGAUUUUAAUGAUGGAAGGUGUCGAGUGUGGAGACAGAAGAAUGAGCGUUUCAGUGAUGCUGUGUUGCUCAACACGAUCGCUUUGGUGGAGAGGCAAAUUCAGCAACGGGAUCCUGCUCCAUCCAAUACUAAAGAACCUGAAGUUGCUCUGUUAAAGGAAUGGGAUCGCAUUCCCCAAGGACCAUCCGUUCACUCAUUUGAAGUUUCCCCAGGCGAUGCAGGGCUGUUUUUUAAGCAAAGGGAAGCCACACAAAAAAAUUUCAAAGCAAAAGUCAGGAUGUAUGAAGAACUGCAGAAAGAAGCUCAUAACCCUUAUACCAAUCCAAUGAGGGAAAUGCGUCGCACUGUUCAAGUUAGGGGUAAUUAUAAAAAAUGCAUUGGAAAUUGGAUGGACCAAGAAAUCAGGAUUGUGUUGUUUGGGAAAACUGGAAGCGGGAAAAGUGCCUCAGGGAAUACUAUUCUUGGAGAGAAAAUGUUUGAAUCCAGUCUUUCGGGGUCAUCGGUGACGAGCAAAUGUUCCAAAAAGCACGCUAUCAGAUUUGACAGGAAAAUAUUAAUUGUCGACACACCUGGGAUUUUUGAUACAAGGCAUUCACAAGAAAUAAUUCAGAAUGAAAUAGUUAAAUGCAUUAGCAUUACAUCACCAGGUCCCCACGCAUUUAUUCUUGUAUUAUCCUUAACUAGAUACACAGAAGAAGAACACAAUUCCGUCAUGCAUUUUGUCAAACAUUUUGGCGAAGAUAUAUACAGAUAUUUUAUCGUUCUAUUCACCCGCAAGGAUGACUUAGACGAAGAAGGGAAAACACUAUUGGAGCAUAUUCAGACAGUUCCACCAGAACUUCAAUUAUUCAUUCAAAAAUGUGGUGGAAGAGUAACUGCCUUCAACAAUAGACUAAAGGGCGAAGAAAUGGACGGGCAAGUCGUAGAGUUGUUAUCAAUGAUUUUGGAAAACGUAGAGAAUAAUAACGGCAAAUGGUACACAAAUGAAAUGUAUGUAAAAGCUGAAAGACUUAUCAAAGAAAGGGAGGCACAAGAACUGAAAAGGGCAAAAGAAGAAAGAGAUAAAGAAAUCCAGGCCAUAGAAAAGAAAUUAGCCGAAAAAUACGAAGCGAAAUUUGCAAGGGAAGAAGAAAGGUUUAGAGAAGCACAAUCCAAACUUGAUGAACUGAUCUGGAAGCAGAGACAAGAAGAAGAUCAAUCAGAACGUUUAAAAGAAAAGGUAAAAGAUUUAGAAAAACAACUUGUAGAAAGCAAGGAGGAGGAAAGAGAUGGAAUAAAGAAAACGUUGGAAUUUAUGCAAAACGAGUUAGCUGUUAAUAAAGCAAACGCGGAAAAAGAUGCGCGUGAAAUUGAAAAAUUGAAAGAAAAGAAAGAAAAGGAAGAAAGAAGACGGGAAAAGAUGCGAAGAGAAGAGGAAGAGGAAAGAAUGAGAAUGAAAGCAGAAACAGAGCAAAGAUUUAGAGGAAUGGAGGAAAACGUUAGGGAUACUAUAAGAACGGAAAUUGAGAAAGAAAAAGGCAUCUUCAGUAAAAUCAAAGAUGGAAUUUCUAGAUUUUUUAGUUGGAUAAAUCCUUUCAAAUAG